Molecule: messenger RNA, 1492 nt
Organism: Spodoptera frugiperda (fall armyworm)
Lineage: Eukaryota; Metazoa; Arthropoda; Insecta; Lepidoptera; Noctuidae
Gene: Dph2
Product: 2-(3-amino-3-carboxypropyl)histidine synthase subunit 2
Exons: 6
Coding region: 10-1383 (457 amino acids)
Biological process (GO): protein histidyl modification to diphthamide
Molecular function (GO): 2-(3-amino-3-carboxypropyl)histidine synthase activity
Source: RefSeq, a predicted model, not a curated record
UUUGUAACAAUGGCCAAUUUUACUACAGACGGAAAAUUGUGCAUAGAACGGAAAUUGGAAGUGAACAGGUCUGAAAAAGAAUUCGAUGAUUUAAUAACUCGUUUUGAUAUAAAUGAAACAUGCCGAUGGAUAACUGAAAAUAAUUUCUUAAAGGUUUGCCUUCAAUUUCCCGAUGAACUUCUUAGUGUGAGUACUAAGAUAUAUGAAGAAAUAAAGAAGAAAGUCGAGGUUGACUUGUACAUUCUUGGAGACACAUCUUAUGCAAGUUGCUGUGUCGACUCAGUGGCAGCUAUGCAUGUACAAGGCAAUGCGGUAGUCCACUACGGACACAGUUGUUUCUCCAAAACUAACAUUCCUGUGUUCACUGUGCUGCCCAAACACAGUGUGGAUGUGGAAGCUUCCAUCAAAGUUGUGAAAGACAGAUUUAAUGCAGACAUCAAACUAUGCUUGUUUUAUGAUGCCGCAUUUGAACAUUGCAAAGAUUUAAUAUCAAAGCACUGGUUUGAAUACUUCCCACAUGGUUACAUAUCUUUUAUUGAAAUAGAAGAGAACCAAAACAGAUUCCUAGGAAGAGUAAUCAGAAACAAGGAUGGUGAAGAUUCCGCAGUGGAGGUGCUGAAGGACUGCGUCUGUAUACAUCUCGGAACACGGGGACAAACAUUGUUCAACUACACCAUAUCUAUUGCAGCAUCACAAUGGUAUUUGCUGGAUCCUAACACAAACAAGAUUGAAUGUUUAGAAGAAACUGCUUGGUUCAAGCGUAGAAGAUUCUUAGUAGAGAAGUGCAAGGAUGCCAAUGUCGUGGGCAUUCUGGUUUGUAAGCUGGCUGGUGACCAGACCAAGGACAUUAUCAGCAGAAUGAAGCAGCUCUGUAAAGUGAAUGGCAAGAAAAGCUACAUUGUAUCUGUGGGAAAGCCCAAUGUUCCAAAGUUGGCUAAUUUUCCUGAAAUUGAUAUCUACGUGAUGAUUGCAUGCCCAGAAAAUGAUCUGUACAGCGCUAGAGACUUUUAUAAACCUAUUGUGUACCCGUAUGAACUGGAAGUAGCUUUGAACUCAAACAGGGAACCCUAUUUCAUAACACAUGUUACGGAUUAUGACCAAUUGCUGCCAGGGCGACCCCACCAUUGUGAUAUUCACCACAUCCAGGAGACCACAGAUCUAAGUCUCAUCACAGGAAAGAUAAGAGAGACUAAAGUUGAUACUCAUCAAGGAAGCAGUACAGAUCUGGAAGAAAAACAGACCUGGGCUCUCGAAAAUAUAGGACAAAACCUCCAAGAUAGGUCCUGGAAGGGUCUAGAACAAAAACUAGGCGAAACAGAAGUGAAAAUGGCUGAACAAGGUCGCAAAGGAAUACCCAUCCAAUACAGUGAUGAACCAAAAUGAAUUUACAAAUUUAUAUUAUGUAUUUACAAUGCCUUUGUUAUUCUAGUACAAAAAUUUGUCCUACUGAGUAAGACUGCAUUUUCAAAAUAAAUUAGUAAUCAUUAACAAA